UGCGACGUUUUAUCGGCCGAACAUCUUCUAAUAGAAAAAUCAAAUUGGCCCCCGAUUGCACGGCAUCACGAUAUAGCUGGUGUAACGAGACCGGAAGGAUUUGCUUCGGUGCCAGGGCAAACAGUCUUCACUGUUCUCCAGUACCGCUCUUCCUCGGUACAACCGGCGCUAUUAUUGAAGUGCCGUCUAAAUAUAGUUAAGAACGCGUGUUUUUGACGUAAAUCGCGUCGCCUCUUUUUAUCCUGAUUCAAUGUGCCGCCGAAAUCGACGUUUACGUACCGGCGCUAUCAAAGAUCCUCAUACCAUGAAGAAGUUCGUCCUUCGAGUUCUUUUUACGUCUUGCGUUCUAGGAUUAACGAAAGCUGAUAUCAACGGAUUGUCAAAACCGGAACGCAACUAUAAUGGCGUCGAAAGAUCAUAUUGUCCAGCAAACGCUUAUGUCGGGAAUCAACCAAUCAAUCGAUACGAUAGUUCUUUGCGACUGAGACAAUUAAGAUCCGAAAUGGUUCGGGUGGCGGCAGUUCAAGGACCAGCUCUCGAUGGCUACAUCGUUACGUCAGACGACGAACAUCAGACAGUGAACUUCGUUUCUCAUGGCCGUGAUGGCCCUGUAGAGAGCGAAACCGUAGAUCCACAUGAUAUGAGAAGAGAAUUUCUUACUGGAUUUUAUGGAAGUGCUGGAGAAGCUGUAGUAACUAUAAACAAAGCGGUACUUUGGACUGAUGGUCGAUAUCAUGUUCAAGCAAAUCAUCAACUAGAUUGCAACUGGAUUUUAAUGAAGCGAGGUGAACACGAGGUACCAACGAUAACAGAAUGGUUAAUACAAGAGUUUCAAAAUCGAUCGGAAGUACGUAUUGGUGCUAAUCCGAAGUUAAUAUCCGCAUUUACAUGGGAGGCAUGGGAAGUCGAAUUGGCAAAUUCGUCCGUAAGAUUGGUCGCAGUCCGUAACGACCUGGUGGACUUGAUCUGGCAGGUGGGCCGACCUGAGUACAAUCCGCACGCGGCGUAUCCGCUCGCAGACAAAUUCUCCGGUAAACCAUGGCAAGAGAAAGUUCAAAGUAUCCGAUUGGAAAUGGAGUAUUCGUCGGCCGAUGCACUAGUCGUCACCGCACUGGACGAGAUAGCAUGGCUCUUCAAUAUCCGCGGUUACGAUCUACCGCAUACGCCUGUCCUUAGAGCAUACGCGAUUAUCACUCAUGGGUCCUUGCAUCUCUAUACGCCACGUCAAAAGAUUCUGCGGUCCGUCGACAUACAUUUGAAAAUCGACUCCUGCUCGCAUGCGAAUUGUGUCAAAUGGCAUAAUUACACAGACAUUUGGUAUGAUUUAAAGACUAUGUCUCAAAUUUGGAAUACGGUGUGGCUUCCGUCACCAUACGGUCACGCGCCGGGUGCGUCCAAAGAAAUAUACAAUUCUAUUCCACCGGAGAAGAGAUUGGCUAAAGCUUCGCCUAUAAUCGAUUUACGAGCGGAAAAAAAUAAAAUUGAAGUAGCAGGUAUGAGAAAAUCUCAUUUAAGGGAUGCAAUGGCUAUGUGUGAUUUCCUAGCUUACAUGGAAGAACAGUAUAACUUGGAUUCCGAAGGAUGGGACGAAUUGCAAGUAGCGAGAGUAGCUAAUGAAGUUCGUUACGAGCAAAAUAACAAUAGAGGUAUCGCUUUCCCAACAAUCGCGGGAUAUGGACCACAUGCCGCUAUGCCGCAUUAUGAGCCGAAUAACUUGACCAAUAUUAAAAUCGGGACCACAUCCACGUUAAUGAUUGAUUCCGGAGGACAAUACUUAGAUGGUACCACAGACGUGACUAGAACUCUUCAUUUCGGAGUGCCGACUGACGAGCAGAGGAAAGCCUACACAAGAGUGCUGAUCGGUUCGAUUGAAUUAUCGUCUUUGAUCUUUCCCAGUGAUCUGACGGUAGACCAAUUGGACGCUAUUGCACGAAGGCCAUUGUGGAGCACCGGUUACGAUUACAUGCACGAAACUGGUCAUGGAAUCGGUCACUUCUCUUCAGUUCACGAACCGCCUAUCGGUUUGUCGUAUUUUGGAUGCAAAAAUUCACUCACAGGAUGUUCCGUCAAAUUGAAGCCAGGAUUCUUUCUCUCAAACGAACCAGGAUAUUACAAAGAAAACGAGUUCGGAGUUCGUUUGGAAAACAUUCUUGAAGUAAUUCCAGCUGACAAAUUGAUUCAUAAAGGGUCAAGAUUUCUCAAAUUUCGGGAUGUUACUCUAGUACCUUACGAACCGAAACUUAUCGACGUUACUAUGCUAACACCGCUGCAUCGGCGUUGGCUGAACAAUUACAAUAAACGCAUACGAAAGGAAGUCGGCGCAGAGUUAAAAAAGAAUUUAAAAAUGAGAGCAUUUUAC
Molecule: messenger RNA, 2359 nt
Organism: Pogonomyrmex barbatus (red harvester ant)
Lineage: Eukaryota; Metazoa; Arthropoda; Insecta; Hymenoptera; Formicidae
Product: xaa-Pro aminopeptidase ApepP
Molecular function (GO): metalloaminopeptidase activity
Source: RefSeq, a predicted model, not a curated record